AUGAAAACAAGCUCACCUUGCCUCGAAACCCAUCUUUGCAAGGGCACAAGUAUCGAAUCUAGACGUCCUCGAAGAGCGUAUUUUCUCGAAAGCUCCACGGAAUCGAUCUUUGGUAAUUCGAUCGAUACUUUAAAACCAGGAAAAGGUCAAUUUGACACCGAGAAGUUUCUCGCAGCUUUUGACACAGUCUUGCAAGGCAUCGGCCUGCGGGUCGCUUUGGGAAAGUUUGCUUUUCUGCAAAGCCUAGACAAGUUUUGGAAGAAGGCUCGUGACGAGGUUUACAUAUUUGUCGACCAGCAAAUCGAAAGAGCGAUAGAAGAGGCAGCAAAGGCGAAAAAAACUUCCAGUCCUACCAAUUCUCCAAGCCCAAACAGACGAAUUGUUCUUUUAGAUGAGCCAUUUAAAACGACACAAGACCGCAUUUCUCUUCGCUUGCAGUUGCUGAAUAUCUUUAUUACUGCAGGAGAUCAAACUGCGAUUGCUGUUGAAAACAUCUUCUUUCACUUGGCAAGACACCCUGAAGUGUGGAGGCGGCUUCAGAAUGAAGUUUCGAACUAUGAUGGACCUCUGACCUACGAGUCUUUAAAGCAAAUGAAGUAUUCAAAGGCCAUUGUGAAUGAAAGUAAGUUCAAUUCUCAGAUUAUUGCCCCUUUGAUGAUGGUGUUAACUCAAUAUGCCAAAGGUCUACGGAUACUUGCACUUUUCGGAAGGAGUAUACGAUCAUGUGGCAAAGAUUGCAUCUUAUCUACUGGAGGAGGAUCAGAUGGAAAAGAUCCAGUAUUAUUUGUUCGUGGAACCGAAGUCAAUUACGUAUUUAGAUCUAUGCAUUUGGAUAAGGAUAUAUGGGGCGCGGAUGCUGAUGAGUUCAGACCAGAGCGAUGGGAGAAGAUUGAAAAAGCGCAACUUCAGGCGUAUAUACCGUUUCCUAAGGGAGAUCGAGUUUUUUCUGCACAGAAAAUGGUGCUCAAUGAAUGUGUUUAUAUCUUAGUGAGGUUUGCAAAAACGUUCAAGAGUUUAGAGAACCGUGAUCCCAAGGAAAAGUUUGUGGAACAGCAUAAAUUGCAGAAGGAGAGUAUGAAUGAAGUCAAGGUCUCCUUUGGUUUAUGA
This is a messenger RNA of Botrytis fragariae, 1107 nucleotides long. RefSeq names its product putative cytochrome p450 alkane hydroxylase protein. The coding region runs from base 1 to 1107 and encodes 368 amino acids. The transcript has 2 exons. Lineage: Eukaryota; Fungi; Ascomycota; Leotiomycetes; Helotiales; Sclerotiniaceae. The record is from RefSeq and is a predicted model, not a curated record. Gene Ontology annotation, molecular function: monooxygenase activity; heme binding; oxidoreductase activity, acting on paired donors, with incorporation or reduction of molecular oxygen.